Jaculus jaculus (lesser Egyptian jerboa) is the source of this 900-nucleotide messenger RNA. RefSeq names its product dolichyl-phosphate mannosyltransferase subunit 2, regulatory (gene Dpm2). The transcript is spliced from 4 exons. Gene Ontology annotation, molecular function: enzyme regulator activity. Bases 134 to 388 code for a protein of 84 amino acids. NCBI's taxonomy places the organism in Eukaryota, Metazoa, Chordata, Mammalia, Rodentia, Dipodidae. Gene Ontology annotation, cellular component: dolichol-phosphate-mannose synthase complex; endoplasmic reticulum membrane. Gene Ontology annotation, biological process: GPI anchor biosynthetic process. The record is from RefSeq and is a predicted model, not a curated record.
UGCAGGACUCGGGCAACAAGGCACUGGGCCAGCCUUAGGGACUACAACUCCCGGCGUGCACCGCGAUCCGAAGCCGGAAGUGCCCCGACCAGGAAGCGGAUGUAGCCUGUUGCUCGUGUACUACGCUUGGGAAAUGGCCACCGGGACAGACCAGGUAGUGGGAUUUGGCCUCGUCACCGUUAGCCUGAUCAUCUUCGCCUACUACACCGCCUGGGUGAUUCUCUUGCCCUUCAUUGACAGCCAGCAUGUCAUCCACAAGUACUUCCUGCCCCGAGCUUAUGCCAUCAUCAUUCCACUGGCUGCAGGCCUCCUUCUGCUCCUGUUUGUGGGAUUGUUCAUCACCUACGUGAUGUUGAAGAGCCAGAGGGUGGCCAAGAAGGCUCAGUGAAGGACCAGUGGGGAUGGAGCAUGGCAGCACCUUCUACACAGCCCUGCCAGGGCAGGGAGCAGGUUUGCCGUGUGCAAGACAGCUCUGCACAGCUCAGCUCUGACAGACUGGAGCUCCCUUUUCUUGCGCACCCUUCCAGAAGCUAAGAAGCAGAGGACUCCCUCCCACCCUCUUUGGGCGCAGAGCCUGAAUGGGGUUGGUCCUGGCCACCUCACUGUCAGGCUCCUGUCAAUUGUUCCUCUAGGUUCUGCUCUCUUGCCUCAGUUUCCCUCCUGUCACGUGCUGGUAUUGGACUUCACAGGUUCUGAGGCUGCACGGGACCUCCUUGUUUCUCUCCACAAGGCCUGACCCUCUAUAAAGGCAGCUCUUUUGAGUCUGGUAUCACCAGACUCCAUGGGAACUUCUGGGCCUGGAAACCUCUGGAGAAAGUCUGACACAAGGACAUACUGGAGUUAGCCACACCAGGCUGGCUGGCUUUGGGAGAACUUACUAAUAAAUAUUUAUCAUGUGGG